This is a messenger RNA of Diabrotica balteata, 336 nucleotides long. The record is from the annotation of a GenBank genome assembly. Lineage: Eukaryota; Metazoa; Arthropoda; Insecta; Coleoptera; Chrysomelidae.
AUGCCAGCUCAACAAGAGCAAACAAGUCUCCAUCCUUGGCAAAAUGUACCAAAGAUGUGGAAGCCCCGAUGCAUUCUGGUGCACAUAGACCCCUCGGCAUCUCGCCUUAAUCCUCCCCUCAAAAUGGUAAGACACCAUUACUUCGGCUCACAAACAAAAAUGAGGGCACGUAGAGCUCCUUUGCAAGACCUAGAGGUGGGUAGCAUGGUUUCCACUUUGAAACAACUUGUUGAGAUCAAGCUGUGGCUGCAUGAGUCUCCCACCAUACUUCCCUUAAACAACACCAUGAUAGCUGAGAACAACGACAGAGCUCAGCAACUCUCGAGCAGUUUUUGA